Molecule: messenger RNA, 10070 nt
Organism: Danio rerio (zebrafish)
Lineage: Eukaryota; Metazoa; Chordata; Actinopteri; Cypriniformes; Danionidae
Source: RefSeq, a predicted model, not a curated record
AGGCUUAGUGCUUCAUUCACCAUUUUGCGACUGUAGAGUACCCUGGAACCUCAACGGCUGGACUUUUUCUCGUUUGCGGAAGAAAAACACUCUUUGCAAAACCUUUCUCGGGGAUUCCGCGGUUUUAUAGGCUCUGUUUGUGCAUCGACACCAUUUCGACGGCAAUGUAAAUAUCCACGGGGGUCUAAUUUAAGAAGGAAAGGACAGCACAAACAGGAAGAGGCUUGAGCAAGAACAGAAGAAAACGACAGAGAAGGGGCGGGAUGCAAGAGAGAAACAGAGUGGAAGAUAUUGAUAGGCUUGGACUCACAGGAAAUCAGGAGGAUUAGAGAUUCUCUUAGAGUAAGAAAAGAUGAAGCCCAUUAAAAAGCAAGAAAGGCGGUCUCCUCCCUCUACUCGUGCCAAGGGAGUGAAGAAGAGGAUAGUGGAUAGUAGUCCACAGGAAGAGAAAAGAGAAACAGAGGAAAAAACCCAGAUUUCACCUACCUCUCCUAAGAGACAUAUCUCCUCAAAUUCUGACUCGUCACAGGAAGGGCCACUGAGAAGCAGCAAUUCUCCGGAAAAGGAAGGGAUACACAGUGAUGGGGUCCUCAGUAUAGCGGUGGAUUUGGGGAAGACGGAGGAACACCCUGGGAGCUUUAAGUCUGGCGGAACACAAAGUGACAGCAACAGUAGCACGACCAGUGCCAGCAAUAGCCCUAACCCUUCGUCUAGUCGUAAGACGGCCACUUUUAAGGCCCGUGUGCCCAAGAAGAAGUACACCUUCGAGCACUGUGCCGGAAACCAUGGCAACGCUAGCACUCCCAGCACACCCCCACAGAGCAGCAGCAGCUCUCACAAUGGUACUGGUACUAGCCAGGUCCCAGCUGCCUCUGCUGCACAUACAGACCCAGACGGUCAAAGCCAGCAAGCUGAAGGCAACAUUGCAAUGUAUGCACACAAUAACAUAACAGGGCCCACGGGAAGAACUGCUAGUGAUUGUGGUGAAAGGGACAGGACAAGUGUAUCCAGCCCACAGCGUUGCUCCUCCACAGAUACGGCCAGCGAACACUCGGCUGACAUAGAAGUGACAACUUCUGGACAUGAUUCUAGCGCUAACUCCCAAAAGCCACAAGCACAUAGCACUUCAAUACCCACACAGGAGAGCCUGUCAUCUGGGUUAGCUGGAGUCCUGGCCAAAGGUCUUAAGAAUCAGAGAGUUUUGGCCCGACAGGGUCCUAGAUUAGGAGAAGGCUGGCCUCAUGAUCGUGGCCGGGAUGUAUCAGGAGUGUUUCGCACUGGUGUCGUACGGAGAGUUAGCGAGGAGCAUGGGAGUUUGGAGGUGCAGCUGAACGGAGAAAAGACCAUUUGCAAGUACCCUUUUCGAGUGGCUUCUGAUUCUGUUGAUCUUAUUCUAGAUGCGUCACCUCCUGGUGUGGCCCCAGUGGCAAUAGGCACCCGUGUUUGCAUCCCCUUUAAAGGGGACGAUGAGGGGAGUGAGGGAACACGUCAGUGGUACAGAGAAGGUGUAGUUACUCAAGUAGACCAACAUCCAGCUGUGUCUUGUCAAUAUCGCGUCCAGCUACGGGAGGAUGUAUCUGAUGAGAGAAAGGAAAUUAGAAGUGAAGAGGACGAUGGAAGGGCCAUAAGUGCUCAAGCCAUUUGGGUCUCACGACAAAACCUUCGCCUCCUAGUUCCUCCUUGGGACCUAGAACCACCCCAGGCAGCAGAGCCAGAGGGUGAUGGUAGGAGGGUUAGAGAACGAGAGUGGGAGGAAAGAGAUGACAUGGAAGUUGAGCAGGAAGUUGUUCGGCUGACCAGGCCAGGGUAUAAAGUGCCGAGUUUGUUACAUCCUGUGAUAGUUCCUUACACCUCACCACAUACUUCGUCUUCUGCCAUUAACACUGCCAUCACGUCUGUACUCAGUGUAGUCCCAAACAGAGACUGGGAACAUCACAGAGAGAAGAAUCAGGAAAGAGAUUUGCAUAGGCACUUAGAGAGAGAAAGGGAACGAGACCGAGAUGACAUUGAGGUCAGUCGUCUCAGUCAGCUAAGGGAUGGCAGCAUCACUGCAGCCAUGGAUGGCAAAGCUCAAGGGGUUCCUUCUCAGAAUCGACCCAUUCUUUCUAAACCAAACUACCUCAGCCAUCCCCUGCUGAGAGGGCCCCCAAUUGCACCCCACCUACCCCUUGCUCCUCAUCCAAAUCAUCCCCAUAUGCUUCUGGGCCUGGAUUCAGCCACAGGUGCUGCAGUCAUCUCCACACCCCAGCUUCCUCCUUUGCCCCCAAGCUCAUCUCGAAGCUCCCUUGACAAAACCCCCAGCUCCAGCUCACAUGGAGUGUCAGGGGGUGGAUCUGGAUCCUCAUCCUCUUCGUCACGUUCUCGCACACCCCUCACAGCUGCUCAACAGAAGUACAAGAAGGGCGAUGUGGUGUGCACCCCUACAGGUAUCCGCAAGAAGUUCAAUGGCAAACAGUGGCGCAGAUUGUGCUCACGUGAAGGCUGUUCAAAGGAGUCACAGAGGCGUGGAUACUGUUCACGGCAUCUUUCCAUGCGUACCAAGGAGAUGGAAGCUGGAGGCGGGGUGGGCCGAGACAGGAGUGGGGCCAGUAGUACAGGCACUCUCACACCUGACCUCCGUUUAGGUGGACGCACCAGCAGCGAGUACGACUGGGAUGACAACUCCCGAGACAGCAGUGAAGCAAGCAGUCGUGGUGGGGACUCUCGACCACGUUUGGUGAUGACCUCUCUUAUGCCGCAAGAACUGCCACGUGAUCUAUCUCGCUUUGACUUUGAUGAGUGUGAGGCUGCAAAUAUGCUGGUCUCACUUGGCAGCUCACGCUCAUGCACACCCUCUUUCUCACCUGUAUCCAAUCAGUCACCAUUCUCCCCUGCACCUUCCCCCUCACCCACGCUAUUUGGCUUCCGCCCAGCUAAUUUUAGCCCCAUCACAGCACCUUCGCCUCUGACACCCCGCCGCCCUCGCCACCUCAGUGGCACAAAGAUCCCAGGGACCCCCACCACAGACCGUGAACGUCACCUCUCCGGCAUUGUGCCCACUUUUUCGACCAACCUUACCUUUACUGUACCCAUGAGCCCCAGUAAACGCAAGUUGGAUGCCCCACCACCAUCAAUGCCCAGUGCAUCAGACUAUGUGAAAUCUGAUCCCCAACUCAAUGACCCUAGCCUCAGCAUUAAUGCUGCAGCAUUCAGGGUUCUGUCCCCACAAAGCCAGCCUACUACCCCCUCUUCUCUUUCAUUCCCUAGACAGAGGAGUGUCACAAGUCGCCCCUCGUCCUCUGCUGCCUCUACUCCACCACCUAUGCUGGUUUCUCCCACACCACCCUCACCUCUGCCACAGGAUCCCAGCUCGCGUCGUAUUGUUCCCCUACGAGAUUCGCCUGUCAUUGUUCGUAACCCAGAUGUGCCAUUGGCAAAAUUCAGCGAUAGUCCCCUGAGUCGUCGAGCAAGUUCCUGCUCUAGGGAGCACAGCCAGACCCCUCACCAUGCUGUGGGACUUCAGGCCCCUGUCCCCAUUAAUGGUGCUACCACCAACGGAGCUGUUCUUCUCCGAAAUCCAGCUCCAACCUUAGUUCUGGUGACCUCCUCUCAGUCCUUGGCACCUGUGGCUCCUGGAUAUCCCACCCAUUCAAAUUCUACCGCUUUGAAUGUGUCCACUUCUAAUGCAACCACUGGACCCGCACUCGCAAUAUCUGGCUCAGGAGGUAAAGAUCAAGAGAGGAAGUCGGAUGCAGGCAGCGCUCUCCCUCAGCCUGUGGCUUGCCAUCCUUCACCCACAGCCCUGUUACCCCUCAUCCUUCCAGCUGAGUCCCCUCACCCUGCUCCUCGCAAAGACAUCAUCAUGGGAAGGCCUGGCACUGUUUGGACCAAUGUGGAGCCCCGCUCUGUGCCAGUGUUUGCAUGGCAUUCAUUGGUUCCUUUUCUGGAAACCAGCCAAACUAAAAUGUCCACGCAGCCUGCAGAUGGCCAAACACUUGUAAAUCAGAGCAAAGAGCCUCGUUGUGGAGUAGCCCUUGUGUCUGAGGGGCUGACUGACCAUCCAACACCAGAGAGAGGCUCCCCGUCUUGCCCCCCUCCUUCAGCUGAAGACCCACCCGUGGAGAGAGAAGGAGGCGACAGCGAGACUGAGAGUGACGCUGACGACCUUUUUUUACCAGGUGUAGUUCCAGACUCUUCUCCAUCCCUCAACCCAGUGAAAAGGCGCACGCAAUCUCUCAGUGCGCUCCCAAAAGAUGGUGACAAGAAGAGGGAAAAGGACCACAUCAGGCGUCCAAUGAACGCAUUCAUGAUCUUCAGUAAGCGGCAUCGUGCAUUGGUUCACCAACGACACCCCAACCAGGACAACCGCACUGUCAGUAAAAUACUGGGCGAGUGGUGGUACGCACUGGGACCCAAAGAAAAGCAGAAGUAUCACGACCUUGCCUUCCAGGUGAAGGAGGCUCAUUUCCGGGCUCACCCUGAUUGGAAAUGGUGUAACAAGGACCGAAGGAAGUCCCUGUCUGAGGGCCGGGGAACUCCAGGGGCCAAAGAUGCUCGCGAGCGCAGCGUGUCUGAAAGCACAGAGCCCCAUUCAACGUCUCAGGGUGCAGAACACAAAGGGGCAGGGCCCAGCUGGACUUCACCUCCAUCUGACUGUCACGGACGAUCACCAGCAGGACAGCUUCAGCGGCCUCGUGCUUUUUCCCAGAGCGCCGUGCACACUUUGGAGAGGAGGGAGAAGGAGAGAGAGCUGGACAGUGGGAGUUUGUUUCAGGCCCGUCCUCUUACUCGCCCGCGCCGCCCCAGUGAGGAUGUGACCAGUGAUGAAGAGCACAUGGUGAUCUGUGAGGAGGGGGAUGAUGAUGUCAUAGAAGACUCAUUUGCAGAGGGCUCCAUUGACCUGAAGUGUAAGGAGAGAGUGACAGACAGCGAUGAUGAAAACGAGCACGCAGAUGAGGCUGACAGCAAGCGCACCUUCACACCUGUACUCCAUUCCUCAUUGACAUUCACUCCAACUGCCAACAAACAUGAAGACAGGCAUGAAGAGAAUCUGGCGAAAAAGAAAAAGCGAGGGCUGGGUGGUGCAGAGCUGGAUAAUGGCGGGCCCAAAGAAGGAGAAGGAGGAGGUGGAGGAGGGCAGGUUCCAUUCCACGCCAAUUCAGCCUCUGUUACUCAUAUAAAUUCCACUUUGCUGCAUGAUGCGUACCAUUCACAGGGCACCGUCAGGAUGGCCCCCACUAUAGUGACCAACGUUGUUCGACCCAUAACUAGCACCCCGGUUCCCAUCGCCAGCAAGCCAGUUGAUGGGGGUGUGGCGGUCGGGACCCUUCCUCUAGACGGCAAGCCCAAGCUAUUGAUCGGUACCGGCGGUGCAGGAGGAGGUGGGUACUUUCCCUCCUCUUCUCCAAAACCUAGCGGUCAAGGAAGCUUAGUUACUGGUUUAGUCCUUGGAGGAACCUUUCCUAACCAACCCACCGUUCAGCUCAUUACCCCACCCCAUCCUACUCCAUGCAACGGAGCCCCUAAUAACAAUGCAGUGCCCCUUCCUCUUCUCCAUCAUCAGUUUCUUCCCGCCACCUCUAUUACGUCCCCUAGUGGGGGCAAACCUGUCACACAGGUGCAGUACAUCCUUCCAACUCUGCCCGCAGCUGCCAAUCCCAACAGUCCCUCCACCCAGCAGACCCAACAGCCCUCCAGCGUCCUGGCUUUACCCGGUGCCACACCCACCCAUGUGACCCUAGCCAAUGGAGUGCAUUCAGGGGCGGGUCAAGGAAUAAGAUAUGCUUCAGUCUCAGCAGUGGGCGGAGUCAGUCCUGGAGGAGUUCAAGCGCAGUCCCCUGUCCUGCAGAGCAAGAUGCUGGUUCCCAUGGCAACUGUCGGAACAGGAUCUACACCUCCGCAGCCAAUUUCCCUGGUGGGCCCGCCUCUUCCUGUUCAAAACGGUGCUCCAGGAAGUAAGAUCAUCCAGAUCGCCCCAAUGCCUGUGGUCCAAACAAACGUGCAUCCUGGAGGAUCAGUGCAUACCAGCAGCUCAUUUCCUGUGUCUAUGCCAACCGCGAGUGUCAUGGCCCCGGGAUCCACCCCUCCUCAGACGGUGCUGCUGACGCCACCACCAACAAGGAUCACUUAUGUCCAAUCAACACCUGGAGUCGCGGCUCCUUUGCCAUUGGCUUCUACACCUGCGGUCUCCUCCACCCAGCAGGCCCCGUCACCCGCAGGUCCAUCUUUUCUGCAAUCUCCAGUAGCGACACUCGGGUUUACUGCAAUUGCCCCUGCUGGACAGACCUUGGUUCAGCCUAUUGUUGCAAGUCAGCCACCCCUUCUGGCUCCAUGUCCACCUCCAAGCGGACUGACACAGAACACACAAGCCUCCACAGCCACUCGUCAGCUCGUGACCGCCAUUUACCCUAGCGUUAGUUUAGCUGGAGGAGUCGUGUCAGUAACAGCCAUGCCACAAAGCACAUCAAGCCUCACAUCAGCUCCAGCCUCAUCAUCAUCAUCAUCAUCAACGCCUCAAGCAAAAACCUCUUCAGUCACCGCUGCGCAGACACGCACACAGACAGAUGCGCAGCCGCAGUCUCAGGUAAGCAUGCAAAUGGAAACAGAGAGAGGACCAGAAGCUAGAAAGGAGGUGGAGAAGCAGAGAGACCUGCUGGUGUCAAAGGAUGGACUUCGGGCGCCACCCAGUGGUUCGGAGGAUUCGGUGCAACCUGGAUGUACAUCAAUCACACAUAAAGGUCAGCACUGCGAAGGGAAGGAGGGUGGAAAGAAAAGCAGUAAAACAGAGCGAGAGUUUGAGAGAGAAGUGGGAGGAAGUUCAUCUCAGUCAGAGAGAGCAAGAGCAGCAGAAGGAGAGUCAGAGGCUCAAACUGAGACCAACAGCAAAGAUGAAGAGGCAGCGUCAAAGGAAAAAUCUGUUCUGGACCCCCCGCCGCCCCCUUUGCAGACUGACACCCCUUCAGCUAAAAAGAUCAAGUUUCGUCCUCCUCCACUAAAAAGCACCACUGAUUCUGGUGACAAGGCACUCUUUGGCUCCUCUUUCGAAGAGCGUCUUAAAGAGCUCCCGGAGUUCAAGCCUGAAGAUGUGCUGCCCUCUCCCAAUCUUCAGAGUCUGGCCACUUCCCCUAGAGCCAUACUUGGAAGUUACCGCAAGAAGAGGAGGAACUCCACAGAUCUAGACUCCACCGAUGACCCCACUUCACCGAGAAGGAAGAGUCGUCGUCUGUCAAGCUGCAGCUCCGAGCCCAACACACCCAAGAGUGCUGCCAAGUGCGAAGGGGACAUCUUCACCUUCGAUAGAACUGUUGGAGAGACCGAGCAUAUUUUAGAAGAGCUGGAUCGCGUGCCGCCGUCCUCUCUGCGUCGGAUGCUGGAUCAGCGGCGUGCUCUCGUCAUGCAGCUCUUCCAGGAGCACGGCUUCUUCCCCUCAGCGCAAGCCACCGCUGCCUUCCAAGCUCGCUACUCGGACACAUUUCCCAGCAAGGUUUGCCUGCAGCUGAAGAUCCGUGAAGUGAGGCAGAAGAUCAUGCAGACCGCCGGCAGUACUGAAAUCACAGGAGGCGUGGCCGGCGGAGGCUCAGACUCCACCUCUGCACCCGGACCAUCCAAUCAGGCGUCCAGGGAGAAUUCUGAGCCAGACGAAAGAGGCAGGGAGGAGCCAAAGAAAGACACGGGCGACCCGCAGGAGUCCAGAUGAAGAACGAAAGAGAAGAAUGGAAGAUGAAUGUAGGGAUGGAUUAUAGAAAUGUGUAAAAACCAUUUCCACUGACGUUACAGCACUUAACGUGGAUUUUGCUUCAUUUCUAAUUGAGCUGAUUUCGUUGCCAUUGCGUUCACUUUGCUGAUGUUCUGUUGUUACACACACAGACACACACGUACAUGUUCACACACACACGUUAUGCAAUUACAUAACAAUAUCACUUUUACUCUCGCACAAGGAACUAUUACAUAGGGGGCAUGGGGGUCGCUCUCAUUUGCAUACGCCACUCGUUUUAGCCAGUCAUUGGUCCAGCUCUGCGCUAGGGCGUGGCUUCACUUUCUGUCCGAAUUUUAGAGCCCUUCAAUGCUGCACCACAGGCAGCACCAAACCAGCCUGUCUGCACAUGCUCAGUAAAGCCCCGCACGGGGCUAGCACAGAUUUUUAUCGAACGGACUGAAUGUUUUAAAAGAGAAAUUAGACUGUUUGAGGUACCGGUAACUUUCAAUCCAAAACAGGGAUGGGGUUGGGGGUGGGGGACAAAUGCGCUUGCACUUUCAUUUGUAGAGACCGAGGAAAGCAAUAGCCAGGGCGGAGAAGGGUCUUCGUGCAAAUGUUACACCCCCCAAGUCGGGGUACAUGCAUCGGCUGUUACUGUUCUUCAGCACGGGCUGUAAAUCCACAACAGCUUUUUUAUUUUUCUCCCAGAAGCAACAAACUCAAAAAUCACGUAGACCAGCGGAGCAGAAAACAGAGGCUACGGCGACCGCCACAAUCACAUAACAACAACAACACAGCACACUCAAAGCAGAGAGGAAAACAUUGUCCUAACCUCGGAAGAAUCAUUCAAAAGGAGACGAAUAGAGACACUACCCCUCUUUGAAUCAACGUGUAGUUAUGCUUUGUCGUUUUGUUGUUGUGUCGUAACGGUGGAACUGACUGAUAUCUCUUUUUUUAUUUGUAUUAGCUUGCGCCUCUUCUUCUUACUCUAGUAAUACUUUCAGCAUGGACUAAUCCAGCUAGCUAAGUGUCGGAGCGAAUACGUGGAAAAACAAGAAAAAAGACUGUGUUUUAGCCUCUUAGCUGAAGCUCCUCUUCUCUGGCCGCUGACGUAGGCUUUUCCCCGUACACUGUAUAUAUAUAUAUAUAUAUAUAUAAAUAUAUAUAAAAAUAUAAGCGUGAUGGCAGGGGAGGGGGGCCGAGGAUGGGCACGAGGCUCUCUCUGUGUUCUUUCCCUCCUUUCUUUCGUUCUUUUUUUAUAUUUCAAUCAGGUGUUUGCACAAUAUAUGGUCUUAGACCAUGAUUUAAAUCAGGAAAGUAUUUGUUUUUAGAUAUUUAAAAACUAACCAACGACUUUGUUCCAUUACGUUUGAUUCUCCCUUUCCGGAUCCCGAAAGGAAAGCUUUUGUUUUCUCUUUAAGACUUUUAACUGAAGUGUUGAUGGAAAGCGCCACUUUAAGCGCUGGUCUGGAGUCAGAAUAAGCUUUGUAGUCGAUUUAGGAUUACUCAAGGGAAAGCUGACCCGAGACCAGCGCUGGGGCGGCAUUUCUCAGGAUCUCCUCUUUCUUACUCUGCCUCUUCUUUCAUUGGUGCAAUAGGACGUGGGUGGGAUUAUUUUUCUCUUGAAGUAGACGAGUGACCUGUUAGUGCCAUAGAUUUUCACUGUACAAGCUGUAAUAAAAUGAUCUAUAUAUUGAAAAGAGCGUGAGAGGGGAAAAAAUCAGAAGCAAGUAUCGAGAGAGAAAUCCAAACUGAACAAACUAAAAUCCGAAGAAGAAAAAAAAAUGACAAAAAAAAAGUAACUUAGCACUUUCUUGCGUCUGGUUUUGCUGAAAGAGAAGGAGUGAUGAGUAUAAAAUGCUACUCAGUCUUCACUUGAAUGUGUGACAAUAUAAAUGUAUAAAUAUACCUAUAUAUUUCUAUAUGUUCAUGAUAUACAGAUGUCUGUGUGUGUGCGAGCGUACAUGCUUAUACAUUACAUGCACCUUGACAAAUCUGACUUACUCCCAAGCAAAUGCUAUUCAUAUCCUAAAUCCCCUUCCCCUCCAAAAAAAGGCAUUGGCACCACAUCUAAGGACUGUUAGCAUAUGCCUGAGAACUGGUGGCUACUGACGUGCCAGAGGAGAUAUCAGCAUAUGUAACCAUUCAAUUCUGAACUUAAUUUACCUGGGCUUUCUUUCCCUUCCUCAGAUGAAAGCUUGCACACACACACACACACACAUACCUGCACAUGUAUGCGUGUACACCUUAUGAUUGUGUAUCCAAUAAACUGUCUUUACUUUGGAGAAGGAGUUUUAGAAUGAGAAAGGUGAGUGUAAACUCAUCAACAGGCAUGUUGACCAUGUGCAAUAUUUCUAAACAAGAGAUUAUUGAAAAAAUUAAAGACCUAAUACAA